GGGUGGAAGGAGGUUUCUUCUCUAGAAGGGAGCACCGUGAGUGAGAAGCUGGCACAUUUCAUCUUUGUGGGGCAGCACCCAGCUUGUGGCUGUCCCUGUUCUGGUCCAGAUUAAGUUCCAUGUUGAAUCUAUUCCUUCUUGUGGAGGCUGCCAAAGGGUGAAGACGAAGGUCACACAGAGCACCUUGGGCGUGAAGGAGGCGAAGGAAAAGCUAACAAGGGGGGGCUGGUGACCUCUGAGGAGCCCAACUCCUUCUCUAGCAGGUUCCUGUGCUGGAUCCUUCAGCUGGGUUUUGUCAAGUACCUGCUGAAGAUCCUUCAUAAAGCAUCAGCCUGGAUUGGAUUAAUGGUCUCCACAGGAACCAGGAUCAGCAAAUUCUACCCCACUCAGUCUCCCACUAGGCCUGGAAACCUUGUGAAGAGGCACCGAGGGAGGGGAAUGAGCCUCCUCCUCUCUGUCCUCCCCAUCAGGAUCAAGAGCACCCUGGGCUAUGGGCCAGCAGUCUGGGACCAGAGCAACAUGGCCAAGGAGAUCCUGGAAUCUCCGACCAACCCAUCUAACAAAGCAAACAAGAGGAAGCGAGACGAUGUACCUCUGGAGGAGCAGGAGUCCCAGCUGGUGAUCCUGCAGAGGGAUCUGCUGGAUGAUGACUCUGAAGACCUCACAUAUGAGCCUUCAGAUGUGGAAACGGAUAGUGAGGAGUACAAUUCCCAGAAUGACACUGACCUGGAUCUUGAAGAGCAGGAUGGCAACGCUGGCCUGGAGCAUGAAGAGCAGGAUAGGACCGUUCUGCUGAAGGAGUCACCAGAUCUCCAGGUGGAGAACAUACAACCCAUUGGGGUUAGUGAUGCCCCAGAGGUGCUGGCUGCCAGCACGGAGCUGGGACCAGAGGAUUCUGCUGGGUCCAGCAGUGAGGAAGAUGCUCCAGAUGUUGAUAGUGGUGAUGCCCAGAAGCCAGAAGAUGUGAGCAGUGGGGAUGGCAGUGAGCAGGAGGCUGAGGAUAAGCAGGAACCCUGACCCAUGGACCUGGACCUGUGGCUGCAGAGUGCCUGGUUCUCUAGGGCAGCUGUGUCCUCGAGUAAUACGUCCGGUUAAUUCAUGCUGUUAUUUUUUUUGAGUUUUCUAAUAAAAUUACCCUAUUUUUUCACGUGAA
This is a messenger RNA of Columba livia (rock pigeon), 1153 nucleotides long. RefSeq lists its product as uncharacterized. NCBI's taxonomy places the organism in Eukaryota, Metazoa, Chordata, Aves, Columbiformes, Columbidae. The transcript is spliced from 8 exons. Bases 346 to 1017 code for a protein of 223 amino acids. The record is from RefSeq and is a predicted model, not a curated record.